Messenger RNA from Manihot esculenta (cassava), 1095 nucleotides. Its product is annotated as protein DEHYDRATION-INDUCED 19 homolog 4. The transcript is spliced from 5 exons. NCBI's taxonomy places the organism in Eukaryota, Viridiplantae, Streptophyta, Magnoliopsida, Malpighiales, Euphorbiaceae. The record is from RefSeq and is a predicted model, not a curated record. The coding region runs from base 269 to 916 and encodes 215 amino acids.
AAAGAGAGGCAGAGAGAGGGGGCCUCAACACGUACCAGGAGUUUGGUGGAAAGAGUUCCUCUGCUCUUUCUCUAUCACAAUUUCCUCGUCCCUUCCUCGCUCUCAUUUCACCUAUCUUCCAUCUUUCUAGGGUUUUUUUUCCUCUUCUAUUUAUUAUCUUCAGGUCGUCAAGUUAAUUAAAAUUACACAAUCACCCCUCUGCUUAGUUUUACUUUGUCAUCGAUACUGCAUAACACAUAUUGUAAAAAGCUUUCGAUCGAAGAUUUUAAUGGCUUCUGAUUCGUGGAGCUCUCGCUUAUCGACUUCUUCAAGACGCUACUUUCCUCGAUCUGAUCUGUACGAGGAAAACGAUGUAGACGAGGAUUUGAAAGCCGAAUUUUUGUGUCCGUUUUGCGCUGAGGAUUUCGACGUUGUUGGACUCUGUUGUCACAUCGACGAGGAGCAUCCUGUUGAAGCCAAAAAUGGGGUGUGCCCAGUCUGUGCUAAACGGGUGGGAAUGGAUAUUGUUGGCCACAUUACUAUGCAACAUGGCAACUUCUUCAAGGUGCAGCGGAAAAGGAGAUUGCGUAAGGGAGGAUCUAACUCUGCAUUUUCACUAUUGAGAAAAGAGCUGCGAGAAGGAAGUUUACAAUCGCUUCUUGGUGGAUCUUCGUGCUUUGUUUCUUCCUCCAACAUAGAACCAGAUCCAUUGCUUUCGUCAUUUAUACUUAAUCCACCUUCUCUGGAUGAACCUCUGAACAUACAGCCUGUUUCUUCAGCUGAAGUAGGCUCAGUAAAGGGGAGCACCAAUGAGGAGUUCCGGGAAAGAAAAGUGCAACAGUCUCUGCUGUCAGACGAAGACCAGGAGGAGAAAUCUCAGAGGUGCAGGUUUGUGCAGGGUCUGCUGCUGUCCACCAUUCUUGAAGAUGAGUUAUGAGAGUAGGGGGUAAAUGUAAUGGGACUUGUUAAUAUAAAUGGGCUGAGGACUGGGAGCAAAGUGAAGGGGAAAGAUGUUGCAUUUAUAACAUGGUUAGUAGAUAGGUCAGAAUGAACUUUGUAUUAUCGCUUGUAUUUAUAGCUUAUGCGCAUAAUGAAAAGAUGGAAGAACUUGUUUAA